AUGACCGCGACCAAGCUUAAUGUGAAAUCCACGUUCGAAAAAGAUUUAGAACAACUUAACGAGCAAGAGCAGGUGUCGUCGUCUGGAGAGAAGCAUCGUCAAACGUGGGCACGACCUCAAGUACCUCUGAUCGACACUAAACGAAACCCGAUUAUCUUCCAACAGCUUGAGGUUGACGAUUAUAUUGAUUCGCUUAGAAGCCCGACCAUUCGUCUAUACGGCUUAACUGAGGGUGGCAAUAGUGUUUUAUGCCAUGUCACUGGCUUCUUGCCCUAUUUCUACAUUCCUGCUCCUGCGGGCUUUAAGGAAAAUGACGUGCCAUCAUUGAUAAAAGCUAUAGAAAAUGCAAUAGGGUCUGGAAACAAAUUGCCUAUUACGAUUGAAAUACAUAUGAAAGAAAUCCAAAUAGCCUUGACUAUCUUACGUAGCAUCGAAUCAGGCUCUGUUCAAUUUAACGGCUUGCGUGAAAUUACAUUUGAGAGCAACAUUUCGUAUGUCCUGCGUUUUAUGAUCGACUGUAAGGUUACCGGAGCAAAUUGGAUAGAACUGCCGCCUGGGACGUACAAAAUACGUGUAUUGUCUGCCAAAGUUUCGACCUGUCAGAUUGAAGUUGAAACAAGGUAUGAUCAAUUCGUGAGUCAUACGCCUGAGGCCGAGUGGUUGAAAAUUGCUCCGUUAAGAAUUUUGAGCUUCGAUAUUGAAUGCGCUGGACGGAAGGGUAUUUUUCCCGAACCAAAAGUAGAUCCAGUAAUUCAGAUUGCAAAUGUUGUAACUAUCCAAG
Messenger RNA from Paraglomus brasilianum, 781 nucleotides. The record is from the annotation of a GenBank genome assembly. NCBI's taxonomy places the organism in Eukaryota, Fungi, Glomeromycota, Glomeromycetes, Paraglomerales, Paraglomeraceae.